This is a messenger RNA of Dovyalis caffra, 1080 nucleotides long. Lineage: Eukaryota; Viridiplantae; Streptophyta; Magnoliopsida; Malpighiales; Salicaceae. The record is from the annotation of a GenBank genome assembly.
GCUCUGGGGCUUCAGGCUCGUGGCUCUGGGGUCUGGGCUCAGGGCUCUGGGGCUCUGGGGCUCUGGGCUCUGGGGCUCAGUGGCUUCAGUGGCUCUCGGGGUCUGGGCUCUGGGGUCUGUGGCUCUGGGCUCUGGGGCUUGGGCUCUGGGGUCUGGGGGCUUCAGGGCUCUGGGGCUCUGCUGGGGCCUGGGCUCUGGGCUCUGGGGCUCGGGGGCCUGGGGUCGUCUGGGGCUUCGGGGCUCUCAGGGGCUCUGUGGCCUGGGGCCUCAGGGCCUGUGGCCUGGUGGCCUCGGGGGCUUGGGUGGCUCUGUGGCCUAGGGCUCUGUGGGCCUGGGGCCUGUGGCCUCAGUGGCCUGGCUCCGGGGGCUCAGGGCUUGUGGCCUGUGGCUCUAGGGUGGCUUGCCUGGGUCUGGGGUCCGCGGGGCUCUGGGGCCUGGGGCUCUGGGGUCUGGGGUCUGCUGGGGUCUGUGGCUCAGGUCUGGGGCCUAGGGCCUGGGCUCGGGGGCCUGUGGCCUGGGCUCUGGGGGCUCUCAGGGCCUCAGGGCUCAGUAGGGCUUCCAGGGCCUGGGCGCUCUGGGACUGUGGGCCUGUGGCCUGGGGCCCGGGGUCUGGGGCUCUGCCCAGGGUCUGGGGCCUGGGGUCUGGGGCCUAGGGCUCUGGGCUCUGGGCCAGGCCUGUGGCCUGUGGCCUGUGGCCUGUGGCCCAGGGCUCCAGGGCCUAGGCCUCAGGGCCUCGGGCCCAGGCCUCAGGGCCUUGACCCGGCCCAGGGCCCAGGCCUAGGCCUGGGCCUGUGGCCUGGUGGCCAGUGGCCUGGGCCUGGUGGCCUAGGCCCAGGGCCUGGCCAGGCCUCGGCCUGUGGCCUAGGGCCUAGGCCUCGGCUGGCCUCAGGGCUCAGUGGCCUGCGGCUCAGUGGCCCUGGGCUCUGUGUGGCCUCUGGGCUCAGUGGCUCAGGGCUGGGCUCAGGCUCAGGCUCAGUGGCCUGUGGCCCCAGGCCUGUGGCCUGUGGCCUGGCCUGUGGCCUAGGCCCAGGGCCUGGCCUCGGGGCCUGGGCUCAGGCUCAGGCUCAGGCCUUGGGCUAG